This is a messenger RNA of Olea europaea var. sylvestris, 942 nucleotides long. Its product is annotated as glycerol-3-phosphate 2-O-acyltransferase 4-like. Gene Ontology annotation, cellular component: membrane. Gene Ontology annotation, molecular function: phosphatase activity; glycerol-3-phosphate 2-O-acyltransferase activity. The transcript has a single exon. The record is from RefSeq and is a predicted model, not a curated record. Lineage: Eukaryota; Viridiplantae; Streptophyta; Magnoliopsida; Lamiales; Oleaceae. The annotation marks the transcript as partial. Gene Ontology annotation, biological process: cutin biosynthetic process.
AAUCUCCCCCUGCCAGAACGGAUUGUUCGUUACACGUAUCCUAUGCUCGGAAUCAACCUUGUGAUUAAGGGUAACCCGCCUCCACGGCCCUCCCCUGGGUCCCCAGGGAACCUCUACGUGUGCAACCACCGGACCGCCCUUGAUCCCAUCGUUAUUGCCAUUGCGCUUGGACGCAAAGUUUCCUGCGUGACUUACAGCGUCAGCAAGUUAUCACGCUUCCUGUCACCAAUCCCAGCUGUGGCCUUAACACGAGAUCGUGUGGCUGAUGCUGCCAGGAUCAAGGCAUUACUCCAGAAGGGUGAUUUAGUCGUUUGCCCCGAAGGGACAACGUGCCGGGAGCCUUAUUUACUUAGAUUUAGCGCAUUGUUCGCAGAGUUGAGCGACAGGAUUGUGCCCGUGGCGGUGAACAUUAAGCAGAACAUGUUCUAUGGCACAACAGUACGAGGUGUUAAAUUCUGGGACGCUUACUUCUACUUCAUGAACCCCCGGCCAACGUACGAGAUCACAUUCCUCGACCGGCUACCGGAGGCGAUGACGUGCAAGGCAGGUAAGUCGUCGAUCGAGGUUGCCAAUCAUGUUCAGAAGGUCUUGGGUAAUGCUCUUGGAUUUGAGUGCACUCAAUUGACUAGGAAGGAUAAGUACUUGCUGCUCGGUGGCAAUGAUGGGAAGGUGGAAUCCAUGUAUUCCAAGAAAUAAAAUUGAAUCAAAUUCUCAGUAAUUUGAUCAUAUGCUAAUGAGAGAUCAAAUCUUGCUUUGAUAAAAGUUUAGGUUUGAGUAGGCAACAAUUGUUAUUUUUAGCAAUGUUUAUUCGUUUGUGUAGUAAAACUGCUUAUGAAUUCUGAUGUUGCUGCUGCAGCCCCAUAUUGAUGUAGUAAAAUUCACUAUAAUUUCUUGAUGAUGCUUUGAAUUCGAAUAUUUCAUAAAGUACGGUAAAUUCGUACA